Columba livia (rock pigeon) is the source of this 6321-nucleotide messenger RNA. It is a transcript of the gene CEBPA, whose product is annotated as CCAAT enhancer binding protein alpha. Gene Ontology annotation, biological process: DNA-templated transcription; regulation of transcription by RNA polymerase II. NCBI's taxonomy places the organism in Eukaryota, Metazoa, Chordata, Aves, Columbiformes, Columbidae. The transcript is spliced from 3 exons. Gene Ontology annotation, molecular function: DNA-binding transcription factor activity, RNA polymerase II-specific; RNA polymerase II cis-regulatory region sequence-specific DNA binding. The record is from RefSeq and is a predicted model, not a curated record. The coding region runs from base 3727 to 4704 and encodes 325 amino acids.
CUGAUGAGCAUCUCGUAAUUGUUCCUGGGUUGUUAAUUAACACCUGGCAGUGUAUUUCCAUCUAGCCGCUGUCUGGUUUGCCUCUCUAGGAUGAUACAGGGGAAGGAAGGAAUACCAGAGACAUCAAAAAUUCUAACUGCCCUCUUGACAAGAUAAAUAGUUGCAAAUCUCUACAUAUCAUAGGAUAUUAGUUCGUUUUUCCUUUUAAAACAUCUUGAAAAAAGGCUAAACACAAGCAGAUCGUGAAAUAUCUAGAUCAUAGAGUUAAAUGUCAUAGAAACAUCACAUAUCAUUUCAUUGGUAUAUGUUUGUUGUUACACUUUUUGUAGGAAAGAAAUGUUGGCCUUUAAUGUUUUCCAGACACUGGGUCAUAUCUCCUGAAUUCUGCCUAAACCAGAGCAGCAUAAAAAUGAAUAUGCUCACAUCCCUGAAGUUGUAUGUGCACAGGAUGUGUCUGUAGCUCUUCAAGUGGGAAAUAGGUGCUUCGGUGCACUGAUGUACGUAUUUGCAGUCGGCAGUUCUGAAAAUCUGACGGUUUAUAAGAAAAGAAGUACUUACCUCAACGGUGCCAUCCUCCUUCCAGAAGGGUGAUUCUCUGCAUUUGAGCACUUCUCCUGUCCUCCCAGAGCUCCUAGCCAGCAAGAUCUGCUUUGAGAUGGAAGAAUAGCACCCUCAAGAGUUCACAGCCACACUGCUUCAAGGAUCCAUGCUCUGCAACACACAUCCUUCCUCUUCCAGUUAACUCCCUGGCACAUGUAACUGAAGCAACGAGAACAAAAGUUUUCUCUUGACAUUAGAUUUGAAAUAUUUGGUAAAAGUCACUGUUGAUAUGAAUGCGGAAAAAAAGCAUUUGUGCUUGUAUGAGGAAUGAUCAGCUAAACAUUACAUUCACCUUCAAAGAAGGACAGUAAAAAGACAAAGACUCGUCUUAUUUGUCCAAGUCUGGGAACCUCAUUUAAUACCAUAUUAAAACAAUUUGAACAUGAAUUUAUGUUUUUGUGUAAAAAGAGAUUAUUUAUAAGUUCUUAACUUAGAUAAAAGGGUUCUAUGUAAAAAAAAAUACUGAGCAAACCAGUCUUUAAAUUGUGGGGACUUGUUCGUUAAUUACAGUAAUUAGGAAUGGAAUCUGAUCCUAAACUUUCUGAUUUACUUUGAAUUUCUUUUAAUAUGUGGUUAGGCCUUAAUUUCGGAAUGAUUAUAAAAUGCGAGAGUGUUUUAAGACUUCAGAGGCGUAGGUAUUGUUAUUAAACGACAAAGUUACACGCUUGGGCUGUUUGAUGCAGCACUGACCUUUUAUUUUCAACGUGUAUGGCCUAUUCCUGAUUUUGCCAGCUUCAGAGUUAGAUAAAGCUCUUUGAAAGCUCCGAGUGUAAACUGCUCACCAGCAACUGUUUCAGAUUAUAUUUCUCCCAGCAAGGAAAAAGUCCAGCACUGGCUUUGUCCCUUUUCUGGGAAUGGGUUCCCUUGAGUAGAACAAGCAGAAUUUGGACAGUGAGAUGCAGUCAGGGACAUUUCACUCUGAAACAUCUGAAGCAUCCAAAACUUGCUUUUGUCACAGACUUGAGGCAUUCCCUCUGCAUCACGACUUUGUUGGGAGUUCUUACCAGUGUUUUGGUUGUCUAGACAGUGCUACACCGCCCUGUGGAGCACGGAAACACCCCUUUGAGGCACCACUGCUACGUUGAAGCCAACAUGUAUAAUUUUAGAAAACAUUGUAUAGAAAAUAAUUGAGGAUUGAUAUUUUUUUCUGCUGAUAGUGAAAGGUAAAAACUAUGUUCUGUAGCCUGUAAAUUAGUCUCCCUGUUGUAAUUGCAGAAUCCAUUCUCCCAAGAGGAUACUAGAGUGCGAAAGCCAACUCUCUGCUGUCCUUGCUUUUGCUCAUGAAACAGAGGUUCACAUGUGCACUGUGUGACACAAAAACAUGGGUUCCUGGUACACUGUACUGUUCCCUAAGACCUUCAAUUAUUUUUAAUUGCAAGGAAUCUGUAAAAUCCUUUCUGAGCAAGGAAUUUACUGUCACAAGUUUUUAGUUUACUAGAACAUCCAGGGCUAAAAAUUAUAGCGAUAUUUUUUUCUCCAGCCAUCACUGUUCGGAUCAUUCUCUCUGCAGAUUUUCUUGUAGCAAUUUUCAGGCCAGCACCUGCUCCAAUGGCCUCGACUCAUCCUCUCUCUAUGCCAGUUUCAAAGGGGCCUUCUGGACCAGCAGAGCUAAAUACUGGUUGGGGCUUCCUAAAAUGCACCUUGGGAGGUGUGGAGGGGAGGACAGAUACAUCUGCUCUGCAGACUGCGAGGGAUCGCAGGAGGAGGAAAUUAUGUGCAUCCUCACCGCCCCGAGCUGAAGGGAGCUCCUAGGAAGGCCGUGGCUUCGCACAGGAGCUGCUGCAGGAACAUACCCUGCUGCCCCGGGAGAGGAGCCGCGGCGGCUGAGACAGGCGGCUCCUCUCUCCGGUCCCGCCGUGCGGGAACAUCGAUUGCUUUCUCCGAAGCCGACGGAAAACGGAGGCUGGGAAGGGAAGCAGGGUCUGCGGGGAGGCUGCGCCGCGGGGCCGGGCACCCGCCCGGGUUACCUGGGUGCUGCCGGGUUAUCUCGGGUAAACGUCCGGAGUCGGCCCGCGUCCGACACUGGUCAACAUUGCUGUGUGUUCAUUUGGGGAAAUCUAUAAUUAAAUUUACCUGUUUGAUUCGUGCGGGAGUGAAGGGGGAGACCCGCGCGCUUAUCCCACCCUUCCUGCGUACGGCGAAAGCCGCCGGCGCCGGGAGUGCCCCGCACCGGGCUGCCGCCGCGGGGCUCGGGCAGACGGCCGGGGUCGGGCUGUCCCGUCCCAGGAGGGCAGCUCCGCCGGGCUUGACAGACCGACAAUAAGCGCAGAAGAGGGCAGGGCGGUCCCCGGCCGAUCACUACCGAGCAGAGCGGAGCCGGGGAUCUGCCGCUGCCCCCCGAGGUCUCCGCCCCUGCCCGCCGGGCGCCGUCCGCGGACGGGUCCUAGCGCCGCUCGGGGCCGGGCUCCGCGGGUGAAGCAGCGCCUUGGGUCCCGCAGGCAAACACGGCAGGGCAAAUAUUCCCGACUGGCCAAAUAAGUGCAAGAACGCGCGGGUGAUGUUGAACUUUGAGACUUUCUCUGCAGCGCGGCCGGCGAGUCGCUGAGUCGGAGCGCUCGGCGCAGGGAUGAGAGCAGGCGGUGGAAAUGUACCAGCUGCCUUUGGCCGCCCUGCCACGCUGAGCGGCCCCGGGAAGGGAGGGCACGAAGUCCCCGCUCUGUUUCCUCGGGCCUCUUACCAGCGCGGAGCGUCCUCGGCGGCCGAAGCCCAGCGCCCUGUGCCCGCUGAGUUCGGGGCGUCGGCGGGGAGCCGGGGCGUGCGGGCCACUCUCCCCACGGCGGCUCCCACGGGAGGGCGGGCGGUUCUGCCCUGCCAGGGCGCUAAGACCCGGCUGCGCGGUGGUCAAAGGUUCCCAGCAGGACACUAGAGGGCGAUCCCAGGCCCUUCUGCGGGGGUGUGUAUAUAUACGGCACGCAGGACCGAGGCAGCCCACUAGCAACAGGGCAGGCAGGCAGCGAGCGGAGCUCGGGCGGACUGGGGCGAGCCGUUCCGUGCCGCACCGUGCCGCGGUGCCGUUCGCUGCCGCGGGCCGGGGUUCCGCGGGCUUGAUAGAGUCGCCGCCGCUGCCCCGUCCGAAACCUGGAUUGCAGGAGCCCUUCACCAUGCCCGGCACACUGUAGGUGCUUCAUGGAGCAAGCCAACUUCUACGAGGUCGAUUCCCGGCCCCCGAUGAGCAGCGGCCAGCACCACCAGCUCCAGACUCCCCUGCCCGGCAGCGCCUACAGCUACAGAGAGGCUCCCUCGGCGGCGGCACCUGCUACUGGCGGCGCGGAGCUCGGCGACAUCUGCGAGAACGAGAACUCCAUCGACAUCAGCGCCUACAUCGACCCCGCCGCCUUCAACGACGAGUUCCUGGCCGACCUCUUCCAGCACAGCAAGCAGCAAGAGAAAGCCAAGGCCAUCCUGGCCGGGGAUUUCGACUUCCACAGCAUGCAUGGGGCCGGCGCCGCCGCUUCGGCGCCGGGGCACCAGCAGCAGCACCACCAGCAGCCGCUCUUCGGCUGCGCGGCCGGCUACAUGGACGGCAAGCUCGACCCCCUGUACGAGCGCAUCGCCGCGCCCGGCUUGCGGCCGCUGGUGAUUAAGCAGGAGCCCCGCGAGGAGGAGGAGGUCAAGUCGGCGGCCCUGUCGGCCCUCUACCCCCACCAUGCUCUGCAGCAGCACCCGUCCCACCUGCAGUACCAGAUCGCCCACUGCGCCCAGACCACCAUGCACCUUCAGCCCGGGCACCCCACGCCGCCCCCCACGCCCGUGCCCAGCCCGCACCACCCGCACCAUCCGCACCCUCCCGGCGGCCUGCCCGCCGCCGGCGCCCUCAAAAUGAUGUCCGCGGACCACCGGAGCAAAUCGAAAAAGACAGUGGACAAGAACAGCAACGAGUACCGUGUGCGCCGGGAGCGCAACAACAUCGCGGUGCGCAAGAGCCGCGACAAGGCCAAGCAGCGCAACGUGGAGACGCAGCAGAAGGUGCUGGAGCUCACCACCGACAACGAGCGGCUGCGCAAGCGGGUGGAGCAGCUCACCCGGGAGCUGGAAACUCUGCGGGGCAUCUUCAGGCAGCUGCCCGAGAGCUCGCUGGUGAAGGCCAUGGGCAGCUGCGCUUAGCGCCGCGCCGGGACUGGCGGGGCCGCCGCGCCCGCGGCUGCGCUUGCCCUCGCUCACUUCCAGAUACUAUACAUACCGGAGAGCAGCGAUCUCAGAUUGUUUCGGGGGAGGGAGGGAGUUGGACUUUUGUUUUGCUUUUGUUUUGUUUUGUUUGUUUUUAACAACGACCAAUACGAGAAGCCAGGCAGCUGUAGUAUUAAAAGAUUUGUGCCUUAAGGAUGACACACAAAUAAGCUGAAAACAUGGUGGGUUUUAUAAGGAGAAAGGUGGGGGGAAGGAAGAAAUUUGAAAGCCCACGUGUCUACACAGGGUAAAUAACAAUAAUAAUAAUAGUAAUAAAGCACAGAUAGCAAUCCAGAUGUGCCUUAAAAGCUGGCUGCAAGAGCUCUGGGGCUUUCUGUUCUCCUCAGCCUGGCUGGUUGUGAGGAAAAAGGGUGAGAGAUGUGCAGGCUUGAGGGACGGAGCAUUCAGGAGUACUGGCCAGGCCCCCUCAGCAGACCUGCGGUGCAGCAGGCACAGGCAGCUGUGGGGAGGCCAGGGAGAAGCGGGCUGAGGCUGAGAGGCGCGCAGUGCCGGGCACCCAUUUGGAGCACUGAGGUGUGGGGCAGCUGCCGGACUGCUGCCAGGAGCCCUGUCUUGUUAGGGUGCAGGGCAGGGGCCGCCGCUGCUGCAGGACUGAUGGACAGCCUGGGACUGACAGAGCAGCAGCUUGUGAGGGAGCGUGGUGAGCUUCCUCCACCGAAAGGAAGAGCAGCAGUGUCUUGUACUGUAUGUCACGACGUGACGAAGCACAAAUGAAUAAAUACCUAUCGAUGCGGGUAUUUACUAUGAACUUUCAGUGUAUUUUGCUUUAUUCCAGGACAUUUAGCUCCUUUCAAAGUCUCUGUCUGUCCAAGCUGUGCCUCAUGUAAUGUGAAAGCCUUUCCGUGUAUACUAGCUACACUUUAUUUUUAUUGCAUUACUUUAAGUAACUAACUCUUUGCCAUCACAUGACUUUCUUAUCUGGUGACAGAGACUAUGCCCUUGUGCUGCAAUGUUAUUUUAUUAUUUGUAUGGGUGGGUGAGUGUGAGUCUGUGUUGCCUUCUUCACAUUGUUCUGGGCUGGCCGCUGCCUCCUGACCCCAAGGCAGGGGGGCCUAUGAUGGAAUGUGGGCCUCAGGGCUGCAGGACAUCUGUUGGGGGAUGAGGAGGCUCUUCUCCAGUGCUUCAGCACCUUUGGACUCUGGAGCUUCUCCCAGUGUGAAUGAAAAAUAAGCAAACAAACAGCCCCCCAUCCAGAGAGCGCUGGUAGCCAUGCAAAGCAUUUCUUCCUCAUGUCAUAGCCGCACAAGAAUUUGUCCAGUUGAAAUAGUCAUGAUGGGAGAGGAGAACAAGGUGGAGAGAUGAAGCCUUUGAAAGUGUGACAGCAGGAAUGCAGUGCUGGGCGUGUGUGUAUGUAUGUGCCACGUGUGUAUGUGGUGUGUAUGGGUAUGUAUACAUGUAUGUAUAUGCACACACAUUGGUGGUGUGUUGUUGUGUGUUGGGUUUUUUUUUUUUAAUUUGGGGGGGGAACUGCAUAUAAAGGUUGUCAAAAGUCCUGGUUAUGUUCAUAAAUAAACAGCAUAUAUUCUACCAUAA